Echinostoma caproni is the source of this 1248-nucleotide messenger RNA. NCBI's taxonomy places the organism in Eukaryota, Metazoa, Platyhelminthes, Trematoda, Plagiorchiida, Echinostomatidae. The record is from the annotation of a GenBank genome assembly.
UUGGGGGAUUUCAAUGCGCCUGAGAUCGAAUGGGGGAUGGAGUAUGCACCAGUGGGCAACUUUGGGGAUGAGCUACUAGAGGUGAUGCAUCCCGGUGACUCAAUCAGGACCGAAUUGGACUUCUGUCAAUUACAUCAGAUCAUAAAAGACAAUAUAGAACGUGCUCAGUACAUCCAUCCAACUCCGGCACAGAAAUACGCCUUGCCUAUUAUCGCAGCCAAGCGUGAUUUGAUGGCAUGCGCUCAAACCGGAUCUGGUAAAACGGCGGCCUUCCUGUUGCCGAUUCUAAACCGGUUGCUGAAAACAGGUCAUGAUGAUGAACAACCUCCACAGUCCGUCACUGGUGAGGCUUCACCGACUGCUUUAGUGCUUGCACCUACUCGGGAGUUAUCGUGCCAGAUCUACGACGAGGCACGUAAAUUUUCAUAUCGAUCAGAGGUGCGUCCGUGUGUUGUGUAUGGUGGUGCUUCCAUCAUGGCCCAAGUGCGUGAGCUAUCGCACGGUUGCAACAUUUUGGCUGCUACCCCAGGCCGAUUAGUUGAUAUGAUUAGUCGGGGUAAAGUCAGCUUGGAGCAUGUCAAGUAUCUUAUCCUUGAUGAGGCUGAUCGGAUGUUGGAUAUGGGGUUUGAACCUCAAAUAAGACGUAUUGUAGAACAGCAUCGAAUGCCCCCUGCUGGACAGCGACAAACCUUGAUGUUUUCGGCAACAUUUCCCAAAGAAAUUCAAGUUAGUUGUACAAACGAAAAUAUUGUGCAAGAAGUUCUAAACGUUUUAGACAAAGAUAAACCCGAUGUGUUGGUUCGCUUACUUCAAGAGAAAGCGGACCCAGAAGGUCUUGUUUUGGUGUUCGUGGAAACCAAACGAGGUGCAGACGCUCUGGCUCACUAUCUUAGUCAGUUGAACUUCCCCGUGGCUUCAAUCCAUGGUGAUAGACCACAGUCAGAUCGAGAACGGGCAUUAUCUUCAUUCCGUGAAGGACAUACACCGAUUUUGAUUGCUACUGCGGUUGCUGCCCGGGGACUGGAUAUACCGAAUGUGAAGCAUGUGAUCAAUUUUGAUCUACCUUCUGAUAUUGAGGAGUAUGUGCAUCGAAUCGGUCGCACUGAGCGAAUGGGUCAACCUGGAUCAGCCACUUCAUUUUUUUCCGAGCGCAAUCAGAACGUGGUUCGAGAUCUCGUGGAAUUAUUGCGUGAAUCGAAACAAUCUGUUCCACCUUGGCUCGAAGCUCGGCUGACUUAUUCCAGUGGG